AUGGCGUCAAUACUCCGGCAGUCAAAAGAGGUACAGGAUCAACACAAACGACAGCUACUGGCACUUCUCAAGCAUCCUGAUAAUGCGGAGUGCAUGGACUGCUGCGCGCGUAACCCGACGUGGGCGAGUGUAAACCUCGGCAUCUUCAUUUGUAUUCGAUGCAGUGGCCUGCAUCGCCAGUUGGGUGUGCACAUCACCAAGGUAAAGAGUUGCACGAUGGACCUCUGGGAGCCGGAGCAGAUUGCUUUCAUGUCUGAGAUGGGCAACCAGCGCGCGAAGCGCGCGUUUGAGGCCACCAUUCCCGCCAGCUACGUAAAGCCUGCCGAGCGCGACGCCUCCAUGAAGGUAAUGAAAUGGAUUCGUCUGAAGUAUGUGCAGCGGCGGUACUACCGGCCACUUCCUUUGCCUGCUGCCGACGCCAACGCCGAAGGCGCUGUUGACUUGCCAAAGGACGCGAAGCCCGAAAAGGCACCUAAAGCAGGUGAAGCAACCGAACGCGUGAAAGCGGUCACGCCAACCAAGGCUGUUGUGAAACCUGUUCCACUGACUUUUAACCCAGUUGCAUCGACCCCGGCUGCAACUCAUUCCCACCAUCCCGUGCUCGGCGUCAGCACCGUUCUUUCCACCACACUCAACGCUUCUUGUGCUCCAACCGAGAAGAUGGCGGCCAUCCUCGACUGGCUAUGCAGCACCAUGCCUUACGUUAUGGCCGAGGAUUUUGAGAAUCCGUCCGCACUAUUGGUGCCGCCGGUGCCGGCUGCGAAGAACUCCGCCUUGAAUAACGGUUCGUCCCCGGCAGCCGCCAUGCUCAAAGCACCGUCGGCUUCCACCCCCGUGACUACUAUCGCCCCCACUACAGCAGCAGAACAAGACGCAGCCUCUUUGGUGCUGACGAGCGCGCCGCGUGAGGCCGGAAAAAGCCACGUUAUGGCUAUGGGGUGCAGCACCGCCAAACAGAGGCAGCUAACUCCAUCUAUUCGAGGGCUAGGCGCGGUGUUAAAGGAUGCUACUGUACCUGCGGGAACCCAGGAAUCUGCAUCGGGGCAUCACGAGCAAGUUCAGACGGCGACAUCGUCGCUGCACCUGGAUCCUAUACCUGACACAAAGUUGGUGGUGCGCGCGGACUCGGUCGUGGAAACCGCCCCGAAUGGCGAGGCAACGGCGGCUGUACGACCACACCGCCAUCGGCGCAAGCGGAGGUCUCUAAAGGAUACACUUCAGAGAAGCCAUCUUCCUUCAGCGCCACCUUUUCCGCUGUCUUCGAUCCCGCAAGCUUUGACUGUGCUUCCUUUCCUUUCGGCGCCGUCGCCACCAAUGGAGACGGCGCGAGUGGAGCCAAGCUGCUCGUCAAGGCAGGAUGUAGAGAGAAUAAGGAACGCUGCGCAUCAUGACGGCAAGCAGCAUGGACACGGCUCAGAGCCGCUGCCGGAGCCACCUAGGCAAUUACCGACGCAGCAACCCGUCCUUCGCCCUGCGCAUGGUCCCGCUGGGACCUUUGUCCUUAGCGACAGGCACGAAGCAUGCGCGUCGACGCCAGUAGCACCACUGCUGCUGCGGUCUCAGGAGCCGAUGAUGCCAAUCACUACCACGGAACCGGCUCUCGCAGCCUCUACUCUCGUGGAACAGUCCACCCAUGUCAUCCCUUCUGUCAAGGAUCUCACGUGCACGCAGGGUGUUGCGUCAAUGACUCCCUCCUUCGCCACGGGGCAGUCGGCAGUGGCUGCUGCAGUGGCUCCGACUCCGAUGCAACCGCCUUUCACGGAGCCCACUUUAGCAGGAGCGCUGCACUCGCAGGAUGACGCAUGGCAAACGGAUCGGCUGGUGCUGUUCUCGGGCAAGUCGAAUGGUCUCUGCAGCUCGCAACGCGUGCUCUUCUCACCUCCUGCAGUCGAUGAGGAGUGGCGGGUACCACAGCCAAAGAUUCGCUCGCCCAACUUUUCAUUCUCGGAGGAGCUGCGACCGCGGCAACCAGCGUUUGAGAAGUGGGCGAAACGGGUGCCGAACACAUCUAUCACCCGCAUUCGAGGCUCACUCUUGUCGCCUAUAGCUGAGGAUGGCAGCACGGCGCCGCAGACGCCAUCAGCGCAGCUUGACCAGCCACACACUGACGAUACCCCGACCUUGAACGGCGUGCUGCAGACACAGCGGCAUCUGGAGGAGCGGCUUCGUGUGCUAAAGGAGCAAUUCCGGCAAAGGUCUGAUCUGAGGUAG
This is a messenger RNA of Leishmania braziliensis MHOM/BR/75/M2904, 2211 nucleotides long. RefSeq lists its product as hypothetical. Lineage: Eukaryota; Euglenozoa; Kinetoplastea; Trypanosomatida; Trypanosomatidae. The record is from RefSeq and is a predicted model, not a curated record. Gene Ontology annotation, molecular function: GTPase activator activity. Bases 1 to 2211 code for a protein of 736 amino acids. The transcript has a single exon.